AUGGCACGCGCUUCGGCCAGACAGGAACCCGCCGACUGGGAGAUGGACAGGUCCAGAGACCAGAGCCAAACUUUCAUCCACACGAAGAAACGAGGGUGUGACGUCAUCCGCAACCCUCACCUGAACAAGGGCAUGGCCUUCUCCCUGGAGGAGCGGCUGCAGUUGGGCAUUCAUGGCCUUCUGCCUCCGGCCUUCCUCAGCCAGGAUGUCCAGCUGCUACAGGUCCUCCGCAACUAUGAGCUGAAGAAGGAUGAGCUGGACAGAUAUGUCUUCCUGAUGGGUCUUCAGGACCGUAAUGAGAAGCUGUUUUAUCGUGUGUUGACGUCAGACAUAGAGCGCUUCAUGCCCAUCGUAUACACACCCACUGUGGGUCUGGCCUGCCAGCAGUACGGCCUCACCUUCAGGAGACCCAGGGGUCUUUUCAUCACCAUCCAUGACCGCUCUCAUAUCCCCACUCUUCUGCAGAGCUGGCCAGAGAAUGACAUCCGGGUAGUGGUGGUGACGGACGGCGAGAGGAUUCUGGGAUUGGGUGAUCUGGGCUGUUAUGGGAUGGGCAUCCCUGUCGGUAAACUGGCACUGUACACAGCCUGCGGGGGGGUGCCCCCCCAACACUGCCUGCCAGUCAUUCUGGAUGUGGGCACGGACAACCAGGAGCUCCUGAAGGAUCCUCUGUAUAUCGGGCUGCGGCACAGGCGGGUCCGAGGCCCUGCCUACGAUGAGCUGCUGGAGGCAUUUAUGAAGGCUGUGACAGACAGGUAUGGCCAGAACUGCCUGAUCCAGUUUGAGGAUUUCGCCAACAUCAACGCUUUCCGCCUUCUGAACAAAUACCGCAAUAAAUAUCUCACCUUCAACGAUGACAUUCAAGGUACGGCGGCGGUGGCUGUGGCCGGCCUGCUGGCCGCCCUUCGCAUCACCAAGAACAAGAUGUCGGAUCACACCGUCGUGUUCCAGGGUGCAGGGGAGGCUGCUAUGGGUAUAGCUGAGCUGAUCGUCAUGGCGAUGGAGCAGGAGGGCGUCCCGCAUGCCGAGUGUAUGAGGAAGAUCUGGAUGGUCGACUCUAAAGGACUGAUCGUCAAGGGCCGUGAUCACCUGACCGCCGAGAAGGAGCGGUUUGCCCACGAGCACACUCAGAUGAAGAGGCUGGAGGAUGUGGUUCGUGAGCUGAAGCCCACUGCCAUCAUUGGGGUGGCAGCCAUUGCAGGUGCCUUCACGGAGCAGAUCAUCAGAGACAUGGUCAGCUUCAACCCACGGCCAAUUAUCUUUGCCCUGAGCAACCCGACCAGCAAGGCUGAGUGCACCGCCGAGCAGUGCUACACACUGACUGAGGGGAAGGGGAUAUUUGCCAGCGGUAGUCCGUUUGAUCCCGUGACCCUGGCUGAUGGACGGACAUUUUACCCUGGUCAGGGCAAUAAUGCCUACGUCUUCCCCGGAGUGGGACUGGGCGUCACAGCCUGCGCCAUGAGGAACAUCACUGAGGACAUUUUCCUCACUACUGCAAAGACGAUUGCUGACCUGGUGACGGACAAAGACUUGGCUGAGGGCAGGGUGUAUCCUCCUCUCACCAGCAUUCGGCAUGUGUCCUUUAAAAUUGCCGUGAAGAUCGUGGAGUACGCAUAUGAGCACAAGUUGGCGACACUGUACCCGGAACCUGAGGAUAAAGAGGCGUUUGUUCGCUCGCUCAUCUUCAGCACCGAUUACGACAACCUCACUGCGGAUUCGUACAGCUGGCCAGACGAGGCCAUGUCUGUCCAGAACUGCAAACUGUGACCACAUCGCCUGAUUACGCACGAAGAUUUAAAGAUGAUAUAUAAUAAGAUGAGUAUGUUGAUUUGAGCUCAGGAGAGUUUUUACGUUGGAUGUAUUUAAUAGCUGUGAACCAAAGAGGUGCGAGUGAGCGCUGAAUAAAGGAAAUUUUAAGUAAUGA
This is a messenger RNA of Pygocentrus nattereri (red-bellied piranha), 1924 nucleotides long. RefSeq names its product malic enzyme 1, NADP(+)-dependent, cytosolic (gene me1). Bases 1 to 1767 code for a protein of 588 amino acids. Gene Ontology annotation, molecular function: NAD binding; malate dehydrogenase (decarboxylating) (NADP+) activity; malate dehydrogenase (decarboxylating) (NAD+) activity. Gene Ontology annotation, biological process: pyruvate metabolic process; malate metabolic process. Gene Ontology annotation, cellular component: mitochondrion. The transcript is spliced from 14 exons. Lineage: Eukaryota; Metazoa; Chordata; Actinopteri; Characiformes; Serrasalmidae. The record is from RefSeq and is a predicted model, not a curated record.